GGCGGGAAUAAAAGCUGCAGUGUCAGUCGCUUUGCCACUGCUAGAAAAAUAAAAAUACAAGUUGUAUUAUUUUUAGUGGCACCUCUGUCAAGAAAAGACGGCAAUCAGAUUGUGGCCACGAAGAUAGCUGGAUAACGCGCCUUUUAAAAGCUUGGAGGAAUGGCGGUUGGGAGCGUGGAAAGGAAAAAACCGCCGAACCUCGGGAGCGGAUCUUCCUUGCGAGUAGGCUCAAUGAGGCUGUAGGACUUCUGACUAAGCAGUGUGGCUUUUUGGGCGUUGAUUAUGGAUGAAAAGCUGAGAAAAGAUGAACUUGUAAGGACAAUUAAAUUUACCCCACCACUAUGGAAGCAACGCUACCAGUUCGUUAAAGAAUUAGUCAGCAAGCAUCAACCUAAAAAGGUGGCAGACUUGGGAUGUGCUGACUGUAAGCUACUGUGGAAGCUGAAAUUCUUGAACUGCAUUGAAAUGCUUGUUGGAUUAGAUAUCAGUGAGGAUGUGAUGAAGGAAAAAAUGCAUAUGUUGUAUCCCCUUCCUGGUGACUAUCUUCAGCCAUCUGAAAGACCCCUGACUGUUAUCCUUUAUCAGGGUUCAGUUGCUCAGAAAGACCCCUGUAUGUUGGGCUUCGAUAUGGUAACAUGUAUUGAACUAAUAGAACACCUGGAGGCAAAAGAGUUGGAGAAAUUUCCAGAGGUGGUAUUUGGUUUUAUGUCUCCAGCUAUGAUUGUAAUUAGCACACCAAACUCAGAAUUUAAUCCUUUGCUUCCAACUGUAACAUUAUUCAGACAUCCGGACCAUAAAUUUGAAUGGAAUCGAGAACAAUUUCAAAACUGGGCUUUUGAUGUUGCUACUCGCUAUGACUACACAGUAGAGUUCACUGGAUUAGGAGCCCCGCCACCUGAAAAAGAUGAUGUUGGAUUUUGUACACAAAUAGGUUUAUUUGUGAGAAAGAACCUAAAGAACGGAGAACCUGAGACAGCUGAGAAAUACAAAGAACAUGUUUAUAAAACUAUUUUCAAAGCAGUAUAUCCAAGCCUUAAAGAUGAAAAGUAUUUGCAAGCUGCGGUGGUCAAUGAAGUUGUGCGGACAUCACAAAUAAUUGCAAGAAGACUAUUGGACAAUAGAAAACCCAAAUACAAGAAAGUGUGUGAUAGUGUUGAAACUGACUGUCCAUUCCUGACAACUUGUUUCCUGAAAGAUGUCGAAGAUCCUUCUUUAACCAAAGCUGACAAUCCACAUAUAGAAUCAUUCAUUAGUGGACAAACUGUCUACGUUCCUCUGGCAAAAAUCUUUUCUGUUCCCAAAGUGAAGCAACUGUGUGGCACUUUUGAAACACUAAACAAACUUAUCACUGGUAAAGUUGCACUGAGCAAUGAUGGAUCUGCACUGCUGAUUGAUAUAGAGUAUGAAAACGAAGAGCUGGAGAAUGAGCAGCUUCUUCCUGCUAGCAAAUAAUGAAGAAAUCAGAGAUUGAUGCUUCUAUGCAUGAAUAGAAAUUAAUACCAAAAACAUGUUUUAUGGCAGUUUUACAAGUUAAAAUAGCCCCCUUAUUUAGUGUACAUAAUGAAACCUCAUAUGGCAUCUAAAAGUUCUACAAGUUUUCAAUGUAGAUAUGUCUGGUAACAGUGAAAUAAGAUAUUUUGCUAUAAAUAAUGAGGAUGAAUGGUUCUGUAGGACAAAUAAUACAACAGGAUGUAUUUCUUGGAAAUAUUUAAAUUGUUAAUGGUUAUCCUCUAAUGGGUUGCUACUAUGUAGGAAAAAAAUAAUUUUGUUUAAACUAGGAACCAAUAUUUCUUAUAUUUCUCACAUACAAACCUAUAAAGAGCAUGACUUCCAUGCUUUUGCUUUGUCAAGAUGAAACCAAGACUAGGCAGCAAGCCCUGCUCCUUACAUGCCCAGUCCCAAAGCUUAGUCUGACAGACCUUUUCCAGCCACUGAAAGGACUGACACAGCCUCUUAUGAUUUUGGGAAACCAGGUUUGUUUUGAACUGUGAACCUUCCCCUCAGUUAUAAGGUGUUCUUAGUUUAGCAGGUAUAAAGGCUUUGGAUUCAUUACCCUCAGGCAGGUUUUGUGGGGAGCAAGAAGAGCAUGGAGGUCACUGAUGCAGUUGUAUGCAAGUAACAAAAGAGUAGUUAUUAACAGAUUGGUUUUAAAGAACGGACCAGCAGCACAGGAUUCCAGGCAGUCAUCUGACUGAGGCAUGUAAGUUUAGAUUAAUUAUGGUUUACAAGUAAGGUUUGAAUUCUCUUUAAUAGGUUUUCACUGACAAGCUAUUAGGUUUGAGCCUUUCACACACGCAGAUUCCAUCCACACCAGCCUUCCCUUUCCCAGGCUUCAAGCUAAACAGUAUGAGGUCCACUCAUCACCAGAGAAAGGCCUCAUAACCAUCUACUCUGUGCUCCCAGAGGUAGAACCAAACUCUGCCAUGAUACCAAGCAGAGCUACCCUUGCAGUACUUCACAUAUGUAGCUUCUGCACAUAACAGUCAUCAUGUUCUGUCCCUGUACCAGUGAAGUUGUCCUUAUGCAUGGAUUUUCUGUGUUUGGAGAAAUACUGUCUGAAAUGAGAGAAAACCUUAAACAUAAAAGCAAAACCAGUCCUGUGCUAUCACUUUCUACCAGGAGGUGGCAUUUUUUCCCACAGAAGUUGUACGGUAUAUUUUGUGUCCAGUUUAGCAGGGUGUUGGGAGGGGAAAAUAAAUUUUAUAAAGGUUCCUGCAGCAGCCAACCUGCAGCAGCAGCUUGUACCUAGGGUAGCCAUAUUCCCACUACUUAGUAAAAAAAAAAAUCAGUGUGUGAUUAGUACAUACCUACUGCCCAUAUAAAUAAUUUGAAUUAAUUUGGUGUCCUGUAGGCAUCUGUACCUUAUACAAGACCAUUGUGCACAGUAUAUGAAAAAGGUGGCUAUUUUAGAUGGGAGAAAAACCACUUUUUCCAUAUACACAAGAGCAUAUAACGAGAUGUGCACCAGGGGAAAAAUGCAUUUGUUAAAAAUUCUGACAUUAUUAUUCCCUUUGGAGAACCUGGGGGCUGCAGUGGCCUUUUUAAAACAAAGGACACUAAACACAGCAGAAUUGGUGAUGCGUGCCCCCUAAAGACCCCCGAAGUAAUUGUACCGGUUCUAUGGACCCCCAAAGGAGGAGCCUCCAACAAUCUUCCAUUGUUUUCUAUGUGGAAAAAAAAUAUCGUUUUCUCUGGAACUAAGAAUAGCCAAACACACAAGAGCAAGCAACCAGUAGCUGAAGGUCUCCCAAUGCAAACCACCAGCAAGCCCAGUAGAACCAACAUCAAACCAGAUAAUCUUAGCAGAAUCUCAUUCAAUGUCAAACAAGAGAAUCCACCCAAACAAACCGAAGCAAGGGGAGGGACAUUAUUUCCAGCCUAACAGAACUCAAACCACAAAAGCCAAGUAGAACUAAGAGCCAGUGUGGUAGCACAAGGCCAAGAGGAUGGCUGUCAAGCCAGAAAAUCCAAAACUCCCCCUAUUGAUCUUAUUUGCCUUUGAGCACUGCCUCCCUCCUUCCAGGAAACCUGCAAAAGAACAAAAACUGAUGUUUGGACCUUUAAAAUGCUGGCCUGCAUAUUCCCAAAUAUUUGGGAUUUGAGGAAAGAUUGCUGAGAUUUCCGAAUAUUGAUCUGGAUUCCAAGUAGCUUGGAAAAAUACUGACAUUUUUUGGAUAUAAGUUUGGAUCAGAUAUAUCAAAGUCUACUGCUGGGGAAAAAUAAAACAUUCUCAUGUAACAGGAACAGCACAGUAUUGAGGGAAGAUGUUUUCCCUGUGUUCCUGCUCAAGGAAUAGAGAUCAACCAUGUAUUUGGGCUUAAUGCAAUGAACAUGUAAAAGAUGAAAGAAUAAAAUGAGCUGUGCACUAAA
Messenger RNA from Heteronotia binoei (common prickly gecko), 3870 nucleotides. It is a transcript of the gene HENMT1, whose product is annotated as HEN methyltransferase 1. Gene Ontology annotation, molecular function: RNA methyltransferase activity; O-methyltransferase activity. NCBI's taxonomy places the organism in Eukaryota, Metazoa, Chordata, Lepidosauria, Squamata, Gekkonidae. The transcript is spliced from 7 exons. The coding region runs from base 283 to 1452 and encodes 389 amino acids. The record is from RefSeq and is a predicted model, not a curated record. Gene Ontology annotation, biological process: siRNA processing; piRNA processing; RNA methylation. Gene Ontology annotation, cellular component: cytoplasm; nucleus.